This is a messenger RNA of Epithele typhae, 2430 nucleotides long. RefSeq names its product OPT-domain-containing protein. Gene Ontology annotation, biological process: transmembrane transport. Bases 1 to 2430 code for a protein of 809 amino acids. The transcript is spliced from 14 exons. Lineage: Eukaryota; Fungi; Basidiomycota; Agaricomycetes; Polyporales; Epitheliaceae. Gene Ontology annotation, molecular function: oligopeptide transmembrane transporter activity. The record is from RefSeq and is a predicted model, not a curated record.
AUGUCUGUCGAAGAGAAGCGUCCCUCCGGACCCGGCUCGCACCAGUCUCUGGACGACGAGAAAUACGCCCCCGGUGACGUCGCGGUGGAUGUCGUUGCCAAGGAGGUCCAAGCAGUCGCGGCUGAUAUCGAGGAUGCGAUGCAGCACGCGAAGGGCAUGUCGCACGAAGAGGUGGACGACGCCCUGCGGCACAUCCAUGAGACCUUCGGGAAAGACCCCAACUUCCCGACGCACACCAUUCACCUCAUCGAGAAGUACUUCGACGGUGAAGCUGCUGCCACGGACCCCGUGGAGCACGCCAAACUGUAUGAGGAGCUCAAGGUCGAAGCCGCUCUCGUGAUCAUCAAUUCACCCUACGCCGAGGUCCGCGCCGUGGUCUCCGCAGAGGACGAUCCGGAGAUGCCGUCCUUCACCAUCCGCGCCUUUAUCAUCGGCAUGGUAUACGUCUGCAUCGGAGCGUUCAUCAACCAGUUCUUUGAGAUCCGGCAACCGAGCAUCAGCGUAGACUCUAACGUCGCGCAGCUGCUUGCGUACCCCGCUGGAAAGUUCCUGGAGAAGGUUCUCCCCGACUGGGGCUUCGUCGUUCCCUUUAUCGGCGAGCGGCUUUCUCUGAACCCGGGACCGUUCAACAUGAAGGAGCACAUGGUGAUCACGAUCAUGGCUAACGUCGGUUUCAAGAAUCCGUACACGACAUACAUUAUUUGGGUCCAGUUCGUCCCGCGCUUCUUCAACCAGCACUGGGCGGUGAACUUCGGGUACCAGGCUCUUACCGCGCUCUCCACAAACUUCAUCGGGUAUGGUAUCGCCGGAUUGACGCGCCGUUUCCUCGUGUAUCCCGUGUACGCUAUCUGGCCCAAGAACCUCGCCAUCAUCGCGUUGAACAAAGCGUUCCAUACGGAGGUGAACACGGUAGCGAACGGCUGGAGGAUCUCGCGCAUGCGCUUCUUCCUCUACGUCUUCGCUGGCAUGUUCACGUACUUCUGGUUCCCGAACUACAUUAUGGCCUUCCUAUCUUACUUCAACUGGAUGACGUGGAUCGCGCCGAACAACGUCCUCCUUGGGGCGGUCACUGGCAGCGUCGGUGGACUUGGGCUGAACCCGAUCCCGACGUUCGACUACAACCAGCUUACGGCCAUCGGGAAUACUCCGCUUAUCAGCCCCUACUUCACCACGGUCAACCUCUUCCUCGGAGCACUCGUAACAAUGCCGAUCAUCCUCGCCAUCUGGGUGUCAAACGUCUGGUUCACUGGGCACCUCCCGAUCAACUCCAACGGCGUCUUCGACAACACCGGGGCCAGGUACAACGUCUCCCUGGCCGUCAAUGACGAGGCACUCUUCGAUGCCGCGAAGUAUGAGUCGUACUCCCCGGCCUACCUCGCCGCGGGAACAUCCUCCUCUAUGGCUUCUUCUGUACUCGCUAUCUACUCAGCCACUCUCUCUCACGCGUACUUGUACCACCGCGACGCGAUUAUCACCGGCUUCAAGGACCUAAUCAAGAGGAAGAAGUUCGACAAGGACGCCAAGUACGACGUGCACGGCCGCCGCAUGUCCUCGUACAAGGAGGUUCCUGAAUGGCACUACGCGAUCCCUGCUGUCGUCCUCUACGGUAUCUUCCUGGCACUGAUCUUCAUGAUCCCCGCCGGCAUCAUCCUCGCCGUCACCAAUGUCGAGGUCACGCUCAACGUCAUCGCCGAAUUCAUCGGCGGUCUCUGGUUCCCCGGCAACGCGACGGCCCUGAACUUCUUCAAGUCGUACGGCUACGUAACGACCUCGCACGCGCUCGCAUUCUCGUCCGACCUCAAGCUCGCGCACUACACCCACAUCCCUCCGCGCAUCACGUUUUGGUGCCAGAUGGUCGCGACCGUCGCCUCCACCUUCGUCUCGCUCGGGAUCCUCAACUUCCAGAUGACCGGCAUCGAGAACAACACGUUCUUCACCGCGUCCGUGCUCUGGGGCACGCUCGGGCCUGCGCGCAUGUUCGGGACCGGCCAGAUCUACAACCCGCUGAUCUGGUGCUUCCUCAUCGGCUUCAUCCUCCCCUUCCCGGUGUACUUCCUCAAGGAGCGCAUCCCGAUGCUGCGCUACAUCCACCUUCCCGUGUUCUUCGCGGGGCCCUCACCUGUCUCCAGGGCUCCCUACAACCUGUCGAACGUCUGGCCCGCCGUGCCGCUCGCGUGGUUCUUCAUGGUCUUCCUCAAGACCCGCGCGCUCGCGUGGUGGUCCAAGUACAACUACGUCAUGGCCUCCGCCCUCGCCUGCGCGAUCGCCAUCUCGGGCAUCGUCCAGUUCUUUGCCCUCCAGUUCUCGAACAUCUCGAUCGACUGGGUGCCGAACAACAUCCCCUUCGAGGGCUGCGACUCGAACGGGUGCCCGUUCUUCGACAUCCCCGAGAAGGGCUUCUUCGGUCCUGGCGUCGGCGAGUUCUCUUGA